AGAUAACGUGCGACCGGUACCAAGCAAUAGACUUCCAAAAUAAACAACCAAACUAUACUCAAUAUUUCCUCAACACAACAGUAGUUUCCUUAAAUGCUAGACGACGGCGCCAUCGACAAUGAGUUCCACCGCCGGCCCGAGCCGAGCACCGCCACUCCUCGGGUCCUAACCAUCUUAUCCUAUGUGCUCGAAAAGCUAGUGGCGCGAAACAACCAGUUGCUAGUGUUGGGCCGCCGCGAUGCUGAUAAUGGACUUAUCAGCAACGGGGAAGGCGGCCUAGGACGGGUACUGGGGAAGAAUUUUAAUGCGUUUCAUGGGGUUCGAGCUCCGAGUAUAAGUAUACCGAAGUAUUUGGAGAGAUUAUACAAGUAUACGAAUUGUAGCCCGUCUUGUUUUGUGGUGGGGUAUGUGUAUAUUGACAGAUUGGGGCACAAGUAUCCUGAUUCACUCCUCGUUUCUUUGAAUGUGCAUAGGCUGAUUGUCACCAGUGUCAUGGUUGCUUCCAAAAUGCUCGAUGAUGCACACUACGACAAUGCAUUCUAUGCCCGAAUUGGAGGAAUAAGCAAUGCAGAAUUAAACAAGCUAGAGUUGGAGCUACUUUUCUUACUAGAUUUUGAAGUUAAUGUGAGUUCACGAAUUUUCGAGAGUUAUUGCCAGUAUCUGGAAAAGGAAAUGUUGAGCAAUGGACCAGGCCUCAAGAUUGAAAGGCCAGCUAUUAAUAGCAGUGCUAGUACUGUUGAUGAUGCCACUGAAAUUUCAGUUGAAGAUGCUGACAUUUCUUCACCAUCCCAAUCCCAAAUACUAGAUUGAAUUAUUCACCGAUCAGUGACAGAGCUAUAACUUCUAACGAGAUGAUUCAGUAAAAUGCAAAAAUGUCUACUUGGAAUUCAAUUAAUCCUUCGGACCAUAUAACCUUGCCCCUGUGUUACUCUUUCUAUAUUUGUGUAACUUAUCACACACUUCAAAGGAUAUGAGUUUUUGUGCAUUAGGACAAAUCUGUUGUACCAUGACACGAGUAAUUCAUGUAAUUGGACAUACAAGUUACAAAGAGAGAAGAAAAGUUCAGACCAUUGCUUA
Messenger RNA from Lycium ferocissimum, 1077 nucleotides. RefSeq names its product cyclin-U1-1. The record is from RefSeq and is a predicted model, not a curated record. The coding region runs from base 94 to 810 and encodes 238 amino acids. Gene Ontology annotation, biological process: regulation of cyclin-dependent protein serine/threonine kinase activity. The transcript has 2 exons. NCBI's taxonomy places the organism in Eukaryota, Viridiplantae, Streptophyta, Magnoliopsida, Solanales, Solanaceae. Gene Ontology annotation, molecular function: protein kinase binding.